GCUAACAUAAAGUAGCAGAAUUUCAGUAUAUACCUACGUGUAAAGUGCAAGUAUUUAUUAGAAUAUUACCGUAACAUUAUGGGUCGGAUUGUUAAGUAUACAUUGUGGACGCUUGGUGCCAGUGGAUGCGGUUUUUACUUCGGUUAUAAACUCGGGGCAAGCUUAAAGUCAAUUAAGGUAACAAAAUACGUGAAAGUGUCUCAACCUGUGGAGGUAGAUCUAAGGGAAGUUAGUUUAUACACAACUGUGCGUGUGUUAUUCAGUCAUAUCGUCGAAAUUAAAUCGAUUCCCAGCACACAACUGCGGGAAAUGGGAAAUUUUGUUAUUAACUACGAUAAAAGUAAACGAAUUCCACAGUAUGUCGUUGAACGGAUAACUAGGGGAAGUUUACAGAAGUGUAGAUAUUUUGACAGACUGUAUAGAUUAAGAACAAGUGAAGAUGCAGAUGUUCAUAAACUUUUCAGAUCAACUAAUGCUGAUUAUGAAUCCAGCGGAUACUCUCGUGGUCAUAUUGCGCCAGCCGCAAAUCAUGUAUCUCUUGCUUAUGAUUACCUAAAUACAUUUUACUUGACAAACAUGGCGCCACAACAUUUUCAAAUAAAUUCAGGAAUAUGGAAUUUAUUGGAAACGCAUGUUCGGACACUUACUACAGAACAUAGAAAUGUUUAUGUGUGUUCAGGUCCUUUGUUUAAACCCAGUGACUACUCAAAUAACUCAAAAUUUGUUUACUAUGAAGUUAUUGGUGAAAAUCAAGUUGCGGUCCCGACGCAUUUCUUUAAAUAUAUUCGUGCGGAAACUCUUGAUGGAAAAUACAAUAUUGAGUCGUAUAUUAUACCGAAUAUCCAGAGGAACAUAGACAUUAAUUUGAAACACUUUCAGGUUAAUCCGGAUGAAAUCGAAAAAACAGCUGGAUUUUUAUUCAUGGAAGAUGAAUACAUGCACAACAACAUUUUAACUAUCAACGGAAUCAGUCAAAAUUCUUUGGUACCGCAUAGGUACCUAACAUAUUGAUAAGAUUAAUUUCCUUCAUUUAAUUAAACUUUUAAACCUAUUCAAGAUCUUAUAAAUAAUUGAAGAAAUAAGUCAGAUUGGUAAAAAUCUAAAAACUGGGUAAUAUUCCAAAAUUUCACGUCCAUUUUGAUUUUUAACUUAUUGAUGUUAAUCCUCGGAAUUCUCAAGCAUAAACUCACAGAAUGAUAUGAAUCAUAAGCAAUCAGCGCACCUUGAAGUUCACAUCACAAACCCAGUUGAAGCAUAAAGUGCGGCAGCGCGGGCGGUGAAAGCAUUCUAGAAAUCUCUGAAACUUUUCGUUGAGUUGCGCUUGUGUUUGUUUCGUGCGCAGUGAGCACGACGCGCAGAAAUCGUCGCGUCCCAGAAGCCAUAUUAUGGCAGGCUGUGCGCGUGGAUUGGUGGACGCUAUGUACUCGAACACUAUAUAACGGGCGCAUCCACGGGCAGCAAUAUCCCCGCACAGUGUCCAAAACUGAUAAUAGUAGGGGGAGAGAAAGAUGCUGUGGAGAGAUGAUGAGAUGAUGCUGCACGAGGCAGUUGCGAGUCUUUUGCUUUGCGGUGCGUUGCACGCAAAGUGGAAAGACACUCGCAAAACGCAUAUUUGUACUGCGUUUUGCUCAUAGCUUUAAAUAAACUGCAAUAGGUCAAAAUUUUACGUUGUUAAAAUUGUUUUAAAUCAUUUUAAUGGUCACUUUGCAAUGAUUAAUGCCAAAAAGUGAAUUGGUUAGGAAAUUAUAGAGAAUUUAUUUAUUUGUAGUCAAUUAUUUUAAUUAUUAACUACUGAAACUGCCAAAAAAGUCGAAAACAAAUUAAUUUUUAACAUAUCACGAUAUUUUUGUAUUUAAAAAUGAAAAUAAAUAAAAUUUUACAUAGAAA
This is a messenger RNA of Dalotia coriaria, 1887 nucleotides long. RefSeq names its product endonuclease G, mitochondrial-like. Gene Ontology annotation, molecular function: nucleic acid binding; metal ion binding; endonuclease activity. Bases 79 to 1011 code for a protein of 310 amino acids. NCBI's taxonomy places the organism in Eukaryota, Metazoa, Arthropoda, Insecta, Coleoptera, Staphylinidae. The record is from RefSeq and is a predicted model, not a curated record. The transcript is spliced from 4 exons.